Molecule: messenger RNA, 516 nt
Organism: Linderina pennispora
Lineage: Eukaryota; Fungi; Kickxellomycota; Kickxellomycetes; Kickxellales; Kickxellaceae
Exons: 1
Coding region: 1-516 (171 amino acids)
Source: RefSeq, a predicted model, not a curated record
AUGGUUGGAUACCCACCCGUAGUCCCUGCCCCUAGUCAGGGUCCAUCCUCUUAUGCUGCCUCCGGGCCCCCAGCCGUGGGUGCGCGCAAGACGAUCCUGCGAAAAAAGCGCUACGACAUCUCGAUCUGGCUGCAGACAGGCCUCACAACGCUGUACCUUGUUCUCCUUAUAUACUAUUUUGUGCACCUGCGGCACCUGGCCGGUAUGCAGCCGGCGAUUUGGCGCGCUGGGCUCCUAUUCCUGCUUUUGCUGGUAGACAUCAGCGUGAUUUGGCUGACUGUGCGCAGCAGACGGAUGGCGUGCAAAUCCGAGCCAGGAGCGCAACAGAGAGAAACAAACCAGGGUGUGCCGCUGGCGGGAAUUGGUAGCAAUAACCCGUUUUCAUUUCACCAGAAUCCAACUACUUUGGCCGAUUCGCUGCGUCCGCCGCAGCCCGCUGAACUGGAUCUGCAGCAUUCGCCAGGGCGCAGUGGGCAGCUGGCGAGGUCGCAUCUGAACACGCCGAUUACUGGGUAG